AGCAUUGCGCAUCGCCUCGACUCUUCCUGCGAGUCAAUUUUGGUUUCUCCAAGGAAGCAUGGCACAGAAAGUUGCCCGUUCGUUGCUGCGAUCAAGCUGCUUAAGAGAGCCAGAACUCUGCAGACGAUUAUCGACGCAAGUUGCACCUGCCUACAAGACCCCUUCCAACUUCCGAACUUCUGAGUCAAAUCCCACCAAUCACACCAAGCAGCAUGAAGGGCUCUUCUACACUGUUCCACCAGACAUCCAGAAAUCAAUCUUCCAGAUCUUCAGGCCCACUAAAAAGAUGGAAGUAAUGAACGAGAUGUUUGCAGAGUUCUGCGUGAUGGUCCGGCAACCGUUCCUCGAAGUCAAGGCGUUCCUCGAGAAUUACAAUUAUAAAUUACCAGCCCUCAGGAUUAUGCUCUACGGUAAGCAGGGAUCUGGCAAGGCGGUCACUCAAGCCCACUUGCUUCACUACGCCGCCGUCAACAACUGGCUCAUUGUCUCCAAGGACUGGGCUCCCAUGUGGGUGAAACGCCCCAAGGAGCACACGGCCAACGCCGCGGACGAAACACUCAUCGACUCGCCCAUAGACGCUGCUGUCUGGCUUCAGCACUUCCGCGUCCUCAACAGCCAGCUGCUACAAGAGUUGAAUCUGACCGCCAUGGAGACGUACAAAUGGUCCGAGCGAGAGGUGACCGAAAAGGGAGAGCCUCUCACCAACAUUAUCGACCACGUGAGCAUCCGUAAACGACCCCCCUACACAACAACCCUUGCGAGUGACCACUCUUUUUUUCAGGGCGUGGAGCGUAUCAAGCACUCCUGCGAUUGCCUCGGGGCGCUCUUGCGGGAGAUCAAGCAAUACACGAACUCUGGCAGGGUGAAGACACUGGUGAUGCUAAGAGGCGUCAAUACGUUUUGGCAUGACUCCUACUUACGUCGACUGGAUCGCUCUUUCAUUCCUGCCGAGGACUUCAGCAUUGUGCGGCACUUCAAGGAGGUGCUCAAAAAUGACUGGAGAAAUGCGGCCAUCGUGGUCACAGUGGAUCCAACUGGCCUGCCCCUGAGGCACCUCAAGAUGGAUCAGCUGGACGUACCAAGCUAUUACCCAAAGUACCUCCUCGGACUCAAGGGUUUCGAGUUCUUCGAGCCAUUUGUGCCAGUCCACGUCCCGGGUUACAGCGAGAAGGAGAUUGAAAGCUGCCUGGACUAUUACGUGGACCGCCGGUACAUUCAGAACCGGCGCGGCUGGACAGAAGAGGGACGCAUGGAGCUCAAGUUCUUGAGUGGCUACAACCCGCAUCAGCUCGCGCGCAUCUGCCAGGCACGGUGACGUCACAUUUUUGCAGAGUUUGUAGGUCUCGUUGAAUAAAGCGAAGGAGUGAGUCAAAAGCACCUGCUGUUGCAUG
Molecule: messenger RNA, 1391 nt
Organism: Ixodes scapularis (black-legged tick)
Lineage: Eukaryota; Metazoa; Arthropoda; Arachnida; Ixodida; Ixodidae
Gene: mRpS29
Product: 28S ribosomal protein S29, mitochondrial
Exons: 12
Coding region: 59-1315 (418 amino acids)
Biological process (GO): apoptotic process
Cellular component (GO): mitochondrial small ribosomal subunit; mitochondrial ribosome
Molecular function (GO): structural constituent of ribosome
Source: RefSeq, a predicted model, not a curated record